Molecule: messenger RNA, 1400 nt
Organism: Ictidomys tridecemlineatus (thirteen-lined ground squirrel)
Lineage: Eukaryota; Metazoa; Chordata; Mammalia; Rodentia; Sciuridae
Gene: Rab3a
Product: RAB3A, member RAS oncogene family
Molecular function (GO): GTPase activity; GTP binding
Source: RefSeq, a predicted model, not a curated record
GCGGCCCCGCCCCACUCUUUGCAGGACGUCACCAAGGACUGCAGGGGCCUGAGCCGCUGCCGCCGCCGCCGCCGCCGCCGCGCAGCCCCACAUCAGCUCACUGGGGGUCCCCGUCACCGCCACCGCCCAAAAGUCACCGCCAGUCGGAUCGCUGCCACAUUGGUGCAGGGCAAGAUGGCAUCCGCCACAGACUCCCGCUAUGGGCAGAAGGAGUCCUCGGAUCAGAACUUCGACUACAUGUUCAAGAUCCUCAUCAUUGGCAACAGCAGCGUGGGCAAGACGUCCUUCCUCUUCCGCUACGCGGAUGACUCCUUCACACCCGCCUUCGUCAGCACUGUGGGCAUCGACUUCAAGGUCAAGACCAUCUACCGCAACGACAAGAGGAUCAAGCUGCAGAUUUGGGACACAGCAGGGCAAGAGCGGUACCGGACCAUCACCACCGCCUACUACCGGGGCGCCAUGGGCUUCAUCCUCAUGUAUGACAUCACCAACGAGGAGUCCUUCAACGCUGUGCAGGACUGGUCGACCCAAAUCAAGACCUACUCGUGGGACAAUGCCCAGGUGCUGCUGGUGGGGAACAAGUGUGACAUGGAGGAUGAGCGGGUGGUGUCAUCGGAACGUGGCCGGCAGCUGGCCGACCAUCUUGGGUUCGAGUUCUUUGAGGCAAGUGCGAAGGACAACAUCAACGUCAAGCAGACCUUUGAGCGCCUGGUGGACGUCAUCUGCGAGAAGAUGUCCGAGUCACUGGACACGGCAGACCCCGCUGUGACCGGCGCCAAGCAGGGCCCGCAGCUCACUGACCAGCAGGCGCCCCCGCACCAGGACUGCGCCUGCUGAGAGCAGCCCCGCCCCCGCCCCACCCCCCGGGCCUGGGACCCGCCCCUGCCGUAGCCCAUCGCCCUUAUUUAUUAUCGUAGUUAUUUAUUUAUUUAUUGAAGAUGUCCCCCAGGGGCCCGGGCUCCCCCGCCCUCCCCCCUGUACAUACAGCCCUGCCCCUGCUCUGCUGUGGCGUGUCGUGGUCACCGCUCACCCUCCUCUGGAGACUUCACCUUUUUUUUUUAAAAUUCACCCUCAUCAGCAGUUGUUGGUUGUGAAGAGGGGACCAGAUGACACCCCAGAGCAGGCUGAUGCGGUGAUGGGGUGGCCAGGCCCGCCAGCCCCUCCUGAUGCAGCGCCCCGGGUCCCCUGCUCGGGCUUCUCCUGGUGGACCACAGGGGAGGAGGCCAGGACUCCUCGCCCCCAGUUUUGUCUUUUAGGUGGGAGGGGUGCUGGGAGUGGAUUCCACCCUGGGACCACCCCUCCAGACCUGUUCUGACGUCACAAGUGUCAAACGUGCCCCUCAGUCCCCUAGGAGAUGUAAUGACACACUACACACAAUCCAAUAAAGCGAAUGGACCAUG